This is a messenger RNA of Eleginops maclovinus (Patagonian blennie), 1218 nucleotides long. RefSeq names its product transmembrane 4 L six family member 21b (gene tm4sf21b). Gene Ontology annotation, cellular component: membrane. The record is from RefSeq and is a predicted model, not a curated record. Lineage: Eukaryota; Metazoa; Chordata; Actinopteri; Perciformes; Eleginopidae. Bases 146 to 745 code for a protein of 199 amino acids. The transcript has 5 exons.
ACAACCCAUUCCAUUUCUGUCACUUCUGAUACCCAAAGCUGGACUUUGUGUGUCAAAGGAAAAGAGGAGAGAAUUUUGGUCCGAGGAUCAGUUGGGAUUUUAGACAUUUUUACCUUUUUGAGCGACCCCCACACCCGCAGACAUCAUGUGUACAGGAGCCUGUUCUAAGUUCAUCGCCAUCCCGCUCUACGUCCUGGCUUUGGUGUCCGUCAUCUGCAACAUCAUGCUCUUCUUCCCUGACUUUGACACACAGUAUGCAGCCCAAGACCGGGACGGAAAGGAGCGUAUCACGAUGGAGGUCAAAUUCAUGUCAGGCCUGAUAGGAGGCGGAAUCAUGGUCCUCGUUCCUGCCAUCCACACUCACCUGACCAGUGCUAAGAACUGCUGUGCCAACCGCUGUGGUAUGUUCCUAUCCAUUGGUUUUGCAGCAGUUGGUGUGGUGGGGGCCAUUUACAGUCUGAGUGUUGCUGCCCUGGGCCUUGCCAAUGGGCCACUAUGCUUUUGGAGCAAUACUGAAUACACCGUACCUAAAUGGGGGACGCCCUUCGCCAACGGUAACGCGAGCUACCUGACCGAUAAAUCAAUGUGGAGUUGGUGUAAAGCUCCAAAUAAUGUGGUUGAAUUCAACGUGGGACUGUUCUCCACUCUGAUGGUGGCGGCGUGCUUUGAGCUCGCCCUCUGUCUCAUCCAGAUGGUCAACGGACUUUUUGGAUGUCUCUGUGGCACCUGCAGCGGCAAGGAAUAAGCUCAACUGCACGACACACCAUGACCUCUUGAAGAAUAAAUGACGGGGAUCAUCAUCCCAUUCAUCAACUCAACUCAUCACCACGAUCAUAACCUACUGCAUCACAGGGGGGGUUUGAGAUAGAGGUUGAAAGUCUUUAUUAACACAGUCCUAUCUGUCCAAAUCCUCAUUAUUAUUAUUAUUAUUACUAAUUCUUCAAAAGGAAUGACUGGGAUUGUCAAUAAAUAUCUCUUCUGUAACUAUUUUAUUAUUCUCAGAUUACACUGAUUGUAGAUGGAAAAACUGAUGUGUACUAUAUUUGUAUCUGUAAAAUUGUAUGUCUAAAAUAUUUUUUAAUAAAGGUCUGAACAUAAGAUAAAAAAGGAGAUACUUAAGGAUGUCAAGUAAUUAAAUCCAGAAUAACUGUGUCUUGUGUUUGCGUUUGAUUAUUGUUUUACCAACAAAUAAAUGACUAUGUUAUCAAAUAUUUCCCA